Molecule: messenger RNA, 9763 nt
Organism: Xiphophorus hellerii (green swordtail)
Lineage: Eukaryota; Metazoa; Chordata; Actinopteri; Cyprinodontiformes; Poeciliidae
Gene: nfat5b
Product: nuclear factor of activated T cells 5b
Exons: 12
Coding region: 1569-5309 (1246 amino acids)
Biological process (GO): regulation of transcription by RNA polymerase II; cytokine production; calcineurin-NFAT signaling cascade
Cellular component (GO): transcription regulator complex
Molecular function (GO): DNA-binding transcription factor activity, RNA polymerase II-specific; transcription factor binding; RNA polymerase II cis-regulatory region sequence-specific DNA binding
Source: RefSeq, a predicted model, not a curated record
UUCUCGCUUCCUUAUUUCUCCUCUCCAAGCAGGACUGAUCUUGCCCCACCUCCCAAAAAAAAAGAAAAGAAAAAAAAACACUACUCAUGUAGCAGUCUGUACCUGUAGGCGAACACAAACACCUGCAUGCAAGAGGAAAGCCUGUCAAACAGCCAGCCUGCUGCUCUUUGAUUUUUCACAUGUGAGAAAAAAAACAAGGCUGGAGAAGAAAGUUAAUGUUUCUGGAAUUAGGUUAGCUGAACAUGCUUGCUUCCCUGUACCUGCUUGUUGGGAUAUCAUUUUGUUGCUGUAUCCUGCUGCACCAACAGAUCUAAUCUGCAGCAUGUUCAGCACAUAGACCAUAAUUAUCAUCUUUAUUAUUAAAGCGUCAAAGAUGAAAUUAGGGCAUGACUGAAUGCUAUGAUAAAGUUAGAGAAGCUGGGAAAGAUGCUUUUGCCUACAAGUUUUUGUUAAAGUGACUUUGGCAGAAAUGGAGCUGUUGUCUCACAGAAGUAAAUCUUAUUAGCUGGUAAAUUUAAAAGUCCAGAAACAAGACUCUGUGGUUAAUUAGCCUUUCCACUGGCUAACACGACAACAAAAGGCUCCAAUUUAAUUAAAUAAUCAUAAUCAUGUUUGUGGUCUCGGUGGGUGGAGAAAGGACAGAGACCUUGUUUCUGUGCGUUCUUAGGUUGAUGGAUAUGUGAAGAUUAACAGAAAUGAGAACAGUCAACUUCAAAGCAUAAAUCAAAAUUCACCAAAAUCAGAAAAUCAUGCAAUCUGUGGACAUUUUGAGUUUGAGAUUUUUUUUUUCUUAUGCUGUGGUGUUUUGAUAUUCUCUGGAAAGUUAGAACUUGUCAGGCCAUGGGUAAAUACUCUGAAGCAAAUUGUAAACAAUAAAUUGCAACCACAGAAUUUUAAGACCAUUUGUCAUCAAAUGUUUGUCUUUGUCAUUAAAACUUCUGGCAUGCUAUAAAUCCCACCUUUCCUUUACCUCUUUCUGCUGGCAGUGCAUGAAGACGAAACAAACAUAUUUUUUGCUAAAUAUAUUAUUUGCUCCCAUUUUUAUGUACAGCAGUUAUUUAAUGACUCUCUUAGUAUUUGUUAGACAUUUUAAGGUCUCAUUUGUACAUUAUUAAUAGCUUUCAAACUUGGUCAGACUGACACUGCCUCCUUAUGUUUGGACUUUUUCCCCUCUCCAAUUUUGUGUUAUGCAAACUUGUGAAACACCAGAAAAUCCAGAUUUUUGGCAGCAGCUUAACCCCUCUGUGCUCCAGUCAUUAUCUAAAAUUGCAACCUUUGUCAGCAUGUUGGAGCAACUUUGUUUUGGGUCCCAGUGGGGAGGGGGAAAUGGUGUUGCAUCAUACUGUUUAAUUUUUUUUUUUUUUUUGCUUUUCAUUUGAAUCAAUCUUUACUGUUUAGCUUUUAUUGCUCAUUUGCUGUCUCACUUUUAUAUUCCAGGAAGUUCCCUCUGAAGCAGGGAGUGUCUGCAUAUAAAAUGGUCUGCAGUUCUCUGCUUCGUAGAUGCCUUGUCCUCUUCUCUGACCACGGAAGGGCCUCGCAGUGCUUUUUCCACCUCUUCCAGCACCGCCAUGCAUUCCAGCACUUCAUCCAGUGACCAGAACGCAGCUCACAGCAGAAAUGUCGACUCAGAGGACAGCAGGAGUAGCCGAGUGGUACCGGAGAUCGUCGGAGUCGUGGGUGGUAGUGGAAAAAGCAGCAACGGUGACCCUGCCGGAGGACGUGGUGCAGCCUCUCAGGAUGGCCAGCCACACCAUCAGCUGACUCCGUCCAAGCGCCGCACCAUCCUCAACAUCUCCCCGCCGCCGCAAGACCUGUUUGACGACAGCCACAUGUCCUGCCAGGAUGCACCGGCACCCUUGGACUCGGAGCAGAGUAACAGCAUAUGGAUGGAGGAUUCCAUAUCCAACUUCAGCAUCAUGAGUACUUCUUCUUACAACGACAACACAGAGGUGCCACGAAAGGCCCGCAAGCGUACACCUCGACAGAAACCAGGACCUAAGGCGGUGCGCGCAGUGGAUGCCAGCAUGGAUGUCUUCGAUGCAGACAGCGCGAAAGCCCCACACUUUGUUCUGUCUCAGCUCGGCCCUGAGAGCAAGACAUCAACUAAAACAAGCUCUGAUGAUUCUCAGACGACUAAUCAGAAAGGAGGGACCCUUACAAUGCAGUUCCCAUCGAAGUGUGAGGGAAAGGAACUUAAAAUCCUCGUCCAGCCAGAGACUCAGCAUCGGGCCCGCUACCUGACCGAAGGAAGCAGAGGUUCUGUGAAGGACCGCACUCAGCAAGGUUUUCCCACUGUAAAGCUGGAAGGUGUGAGUGAGCCUGUGGUUCUUCAGGUGUUUGUUGGGAAUGACGCCGGCCGCGUAAAGCCACAUGGAUUUUACCAAGCUUGCAGAGUUACUGGUCGCAACACCACUGCAUGCAAAGAGGUUGAUAUUGAUGGCACAACUGUGAUUGAAGUGACCGUUGACCCAAGCACCAACAUGACACUGGCGGUCGACUGUGUUGGGAUUUUAAAGCUCCGUAAUGCUGACGUCGAGGCCCGUAUCGGUGUGGCGGGGUCAAAGAAGAAGAGCACACGCGCUCGCUUGGUGUUUCGGGUCAACAUCCCACGCUCAGACGGAUCAGUGCUCACUCUGCAGACACCCUCAUCUCCAAUUCUCUGCACCCAGCCUGCAGGGCUGCCAGAGAUACUGAAGAAGUCACUGCAUACUGGUUCAGUAAGGGGCGGAGAGGAAGUUUUUAUCAUUGGCAAAAACUUUCUCAAAGACACUAAAGUCAUCUUUCAAGAAAAUGUUUCAGAUGAGAAGUCGUGGAAGUCAGAGGCAGAAAUCGACAUGGAGCUGUUCCACCAGAAUCACCUGAUUGUGAAGGUUCCCCCAUAUCAGAACCUGGCCAUCUCCUCUCCUGUUUGUGUGGGGAUCUACGUGGUGACAAACGCUGGCAGGUCCCAUGAUGUUCAGCCAUUCACCUACACUCCAGAUCCAGACAAUCUUGCAGUACAAAAUGAAAUUCCUGUAAAGAAAGAGAUUCCCUCUCCAGUGAAGACCUGUUCUUAUGAAGAGCAACUCAAAGCUGUAGAUAGUGCCUUGAUGCCUUCAAUGUUGCCUUUAGUGAAGAGAGAAGAUGUCACCCCAAUGGAAGUGACAAACAACCUUCAGGCCUCUGGAGUAUUUAAGAACGGUGAUCUUCGCUCACCCCAGCCGACCCAAGAUGUAGCAACAGCACAUCUAAAUAAAAGCUUAGUUUUCAGCAAUAGCUUACCUCAGCCUGCAGGCGAUCCAGAUGAAACCCAGGCUGCUGCUUUUACCAAUGUCGAUCCGUUAAGCACCAUCCAAAAGCAGAAUAUUGCUCCCAGCAGCUCAUUCCCUUUGCCUGCAGAGUCUCUUCUCCCACAAGGCUCCCAGCAGUUCCUUUUAGAGUCCAGAGAUGGUCUGAUGCGAGAGAGGUCCGGCAGCGCUUCUGGAGGAGUGGGCAGGCUGUGUGUUGAACCGGCACCCCCGCCGCCACAGCCGCAGCUGCAGCUCUACCCUCCAGAUGAAGUGGCUCAGCUGGAGGAAGCUGUGAGACAACUUAAAGCUAAGGGAUACUGUAACUUACCAAUUCAGGCUGACAACUCGAUAACCAAACAGCAGCAGCAACAAAUCCAACACCAGCAACAGAUCCAAAAUCAGCAGAUUCAGCAGCAACAGCAGCAACAAAUUCAACAACAGCAACAGCACAUCCAGCACCAGCAACAGAUCCAAACUCAACAGAUUCAGCAGCAACAACAGCAGCAAAUCCAACAGCAGCAGCAACAGCAGCAGGUUUUGGAGAACUUGCAGCAACAACUGUUCCAGUCUCAGAUCCAGAUGCAGUGUGGCAUGUUUCAGGAUGCUGCCCAGGCCGAGAACGCAGACCUUCAAGGUUCCCCACCAGGAGUGGUGACCAACCAGACAUCACUUUACCCAUCGGAUCAACAGCAGCAGCAGCAGAAUCAGCAGCAGCAAGCUGCCCUAUUUCAGCAGGCGAACGACCUUUGUUCCAUGCAGACCGGCUUCCUCCAGCAGACUGCCACCCAUCCCUCACCAACCAUGUUCCACAAUCCCAGUCCUCUGGCUGAGACGCAAGAUCCACAGGCAUCAAUGUAUCAGAAGGCUUCCCAGGAGCAAGUCCAGGCCGCGCUAUUCCAGAGCACCAUGACAGUGCUGCAGUCUCAGGAGCAACAGCAAUCCCCCACUGGGCUUUUCCUUCCCCAAACACCCCUGUCCACCCAGCUUACAACCGGUGGUUCUCAGCAGCAGCAGCAACAACAACAGCAGCAGCAGCAACAGCAGCAGCUGGCCUUCCUUAAUGCUCUACAAUCCUCCUCUCCUGAACCGCAGUCAGUAUUUCAGACCCAGGCCCAGAUAUCCCCCAUGCAGCAGAGAAGCCCCAUGGAGCAGCAGCAGUCGCCACAGCCUCCGCCGCUCACACAGCCACCCCAGCAGCCAGCCAUGUUUCAGAGCAUCUCCCCCCAUUCCUCUCCAAACACUCUCUCUCCAGGCCAGCAGCAACAACAGCAGGCAGGCUUAAUGUUCUGUAACAACAACCUGUCCACACAGCCACAGGCCCCUAACCUCAUGUUUACCAGUCCAGGCCAAAUGCCUCCUCUCACCACCAGCAGUCUAGUUUCCCAGGAGUCCCAAAGCCCGUCUCAGCUGUUUUCCCAAGACAAUAUGGUGGGUGUCAAUCAGCAGAAUCAGCCUGAGCCCAUGGCCUUAGGGAAUCCCACCAAUUCACCACAGCAAGUCAUGUUUCAGGAGCAACAGCCAAUGCAGUUAGGCAGCACCCCCAACAACCAGCAUGAGCAGCCAGUGAGUCUCUUCAUCCCUCCAUCCAACAUGCCUCCCAUGCAGGGGGGGAUGGCUGUUCCCGAGCUCACUCAGUCAGCCAUGUUUGCCUCCCAGAAUGGCGUGGCAAACCUUCCGACCACCACCUCCUCUCCUGUCCAGCAGCCAGGAAGCUUGUUCCAGCACGCUGUGAGCGGGAGCAUCAGUCAACCCAGUCAGCCUCAGCAGCCAGGCCUUUUCAUCUUUGGGAUGCAGAAUGGAUGUGGCCAGCUGAUGAACAGCCCUGGAAACACAGUUUCAGAUCAGAUCAUAGCAAUCAGCCAGUCGGGUCAGAACCAGCAGGAGAGCGAGGCUCACAUCCAGUCCCUGCUCAGCCAGUCUCUGUCCCAGUCUGGGACAACCGCACAGGGCAGCAUGGAGGUCUCUCAAAGCAUGGAGAAGAUCAAUGACCUGCUAGUCAGCCUACAUGAAUCAGGCGGCACCCUCACGCGUUCAUUCUAAAUGCCACAGAAGUUCAUGAGCUUGUUUUAUUUUUUUGCCGAAGAAAUCUGGAAAAUUGUUAAACACAAAGAAAAGGUCCAAGUGUUAAUGCCUGUUUCCUGCAUGCAGGUCUGCUCCUGCACCGCAGAGGAUGUAUUCAAACAGCUGACGGCCUUUGCUCAGCUGGUCUCUUCAGACAAAAAUAUUAACGACCAAUGUAGAUAACGGUGACUUCGAAGACAAACUGAAUCAUUUCUUUUAUAUGCAGAUACAUAAACCAGGAUUUAGGAAUGGGUUGACGGUGACCAAGUUAACAUCUAUUCAUAUCUCUCACAAAAACUGGCUAAUUCACUUUUACUGAAACUUGUGUAAGUAGUGACUAACUCCUGAAGAGUCUGAAAAGAGAAGUGGAACUCAAAUCUUUUUCUUUCACUUUCUCUCUGAAAAGACUGUGAACUUGUCAGGCCUGAUAAUCAGAGAACUUGUUUUUAAAUGUAAAUAGGUAGAAUGUGAUGUUAUCUAUAGCAUGCUCCAGUUUUGUUUUUCUGUGUCUUGUAAAAUGUCUCCUAAGGCGUUAGAAGUUUCUGUGAAAAAAAAAUGUUUUUUUUUCCUACUUCUUAUUCUUGCCAUUAUAUUGCAUGAAAGACGGACCAUUUGGUAUAGCACAUAGUUUUUGACAUUGUGUGGCAUGUUUGGCUGUUCUAGUAUCUACUGUUUGAAAUGGUGCAGAUAGUUUGCAAAAACAAAAGGUCUAUAGAGGGAGAAAAAGCAAAGAAAAAUGAAGUUCAAGAACUGUAGAAAUGAACAUAAGAGGUUUAAUGUAAUUUGGUUAUUAUUUUGCAGUUUGAAGCAGGGGGCUUGAACCUGUUGAUAGCAAUAAAUUUAAUCUAGAUCUCUGAAAUGCCACAAAAGGAGAUUUUGAUUUUAUUUAUAAUGGGAUAAAUAAGCUUUUUAGGUGCUACAUAGAUAUAUUCGUUAAUAAAUGUACAUACAUUAUGUAUUGUAUUUGACUGGGUUCAUGCUAAAGAUUUGUCAAAACAGUGAAGAUGGUUAAACUGAGAGAUAUAUUUGUAAAUAUUAAAUAUUUUAUUUAUUUUAACAUAUUAUCUCUAUCAACAUGUGAGCCAGGAUGCAGAUACACCAACACUGCAGUCUGUUAAAAUGUUCUGGUUCAUGUGACAAAUCCAGGUUACAGCCUAUGUUAAAAAUCAUUGAUGAUGUUGCUCUUUAAUCACUCCUUUUAUAAAGAGUGCUGCAGACUCAUUAGGAAGGGUGAUUUUUUUUUUAUGUCCAUAUAUUGUGUCUUCAUUUCCUAGGUUAAAAACAAGGCAGCAUUUGUGAGGACAAACAAAUGAGCAAAAAAAAAAAAAUCCUUUAAUUGGUUUUAAAUGUGUCACAGCCAGUAAGUUUGUAGUAAAAUAUAAUAUUUUUUUUAAAUCUUUAUGAUCAUAUAGCUGUGCAUCAAAUUACCAGCUACUUUGUUGCUAUUCAUUACCAGAAAUCUUAAUGUAUUAGUUUUUGAAAUUAGAUUAAAAUAAAUUAAACAAAUAAAUUCCGUUCAGAUAAUUUUUUUAAUUUUUCAGUUAUAUAUUAUCAAAAUAUACAUCUAGAGUAGAGCAUUAACUUAGUGCAUCAUUACUUUCAGUUUAAUGGUUGGAAGGUGGGUUUUUAGAAAUGAGCCAGUUUUGUAGAAAUGUUGACUUUAGUGUUUGCUUAGGAGGAGAAAUGUGUCUACAGCUGAGCAUCUCGCAGAGAUCAUUGUAUUAAAAUUCAGAAAUUGUGCAUGUUGAAGCUUUACAGACCUCAUGUUGUUUUAUCUGCUGGUGGUCUGUGACUUCAACACCAAAGUUUGAUCUUUGUGUACAUCCUGAUAAAGUGCCAGUUUUAUGGCUCAUUAAGGUUUUUAUUGUCUUCUUUCUUUUCACUAAUUGUCUGUUUAGCAUUUACCUCCUGACAUUCCAAAAUGCAUUUUGUCCUGAUGCUACACUUUACAGUUUUUGUUUUUCUUUUUUCUAAUAAAGACAAAACAGUUUGCAGUCUGUAGUUUUACGUAAGUGCAUGCACAAACAAGAGACGGGUCUCUUAUAAUUGUAAUUAUCCUUUCUUUUUUUCUUGUGUUCAGUGUACAUGUUGAAACUAAUGCAUUAAGACCGUUACACUUAGUAUUCACUUUAAAUCCCAAACAGCUGUUGUUUUAGGAUGGAGUUGAUGUAAACAUUAGCAAUGUGAUUUGCGGAGCGAUGGAGUGCAGCUGUGUGUAGUGUGGUCAAUUUGGGUGUUUGUUUUUUUUUUUUUUUUAAGGGACCUUUCUCUAGAAGGAAACAUGACUUGGGAGAGGAGAGCUUUCUAGCUUUCUUCAACUUGUAAAAUAGAAAAACUAAUAUUUCCAAUGUUCCAUAUUUAUGAUUUUCUGUUGCUUUUGUUUUUAGAGAGAUAAUUAUAAAAAAUGUUAACUUUUUUUUUAUCACUGUAGUAGGUAUUCAUCUUAACAGAGAAAUAUAUCUUAAUUUAUUUGCGCAUUGGUGGUUUGUAGAAUUGCUCUGCAGUCAUGGUAAUUUUUCCUUCUAGCUAUAUUGAUGAAUGUUAUUUUUUUCCCCCACCCCAAUCUGCUCAUUGCUGUACCACCUGGGAGAGGCCUGCACUGGGACCAGUCUGCUGCCGAGGAGGAAGUAACCUCAUUCUGCUGUGACUAAAGUGAAUGUCGCUUUGCUGCACUCCAACCGGCUAUCUAAUCCUGUUGGAGCUCAAAAAAUGACUAUAACCAGCUCAGUAAAACCAAUGUUUACUGACUUGCUCUUAAUCUAUGUUACUCUCUGUUUAGAAGUUUUUAUUAAGCGGAGAUGAAUGUUUUUACUCUACUGUCCACGGAUGAGGAUAUUUAUACCAACUGUAACUUUUCCAAAUUCUCCAAAGCGCCUGAAGUUCAUACUGUUGUUUCUGCAGCUGUUACUAAACUUGGGAAAAUCUCAGAUGGAAAAUUAAGGGUGAACCAUCUUGUGCUGCUGGUGGUUGUGCCUUUUUAUUUUAGGGAGAGUGAAAUGCUUUAUAUACUAUGAAUGAUGACCAUACAGCUUACUGUGCACAGUUGCUCCUGUAUAUACAUCUCAAUGUACAUAUAACAUGUGUCCCCUAGACUUUCCUGACCAAACAGUUUUUAGCCAGGCAAUAUGGCACCAUGCUGUCAGACCAAGAAAUUUCAGUAUUCAAUAUGAAUGUACUGCUCGUUUUGUGAAUCGUGGAUGGGGAAAAAAAAAAUCUUCCUUAUAUCCAGAAUGUUUUAAGUGCACAUAGUGAAGAGGUAAUUACUUUUUUGAAAUUACAGUUUUCUCAUUUGUGUAUGUCUGACUUUUAUUACAGUCUUUGCUAAGUUAUGGAAAAGAGGGAGAUUUUUUUUGUUAAAGUUCUCAUUUUUAUCUGUUCUUUGCAUUUGAAGUUUUAUUUUUACAUUUAAUUUAAUAUUGACAAACUAAGUCAAAGUUAAUCUAUCAUUACAUAUUCACCGGUAAAUAUACUGAAAACACUGCACAGAUUGCACACCCAGCCUGAGGAGAGAUAACUGUAGCAACCGGGUUGAAUUGUUGCUGUUGCCUUUUAGAGUCUGAUUAAAUACUCAACUAUAAUUUUAAGCCAUAACACCAAAAGUGUGCUUAGCAUGUUUGACAGUUUUUGUAGUUGUUAUAAAUUUGUCGUUAACUCUACUGGCGCUUCUCAUAUGCAUCUGUCCUGUUUAUACUAAAAUUAAACAAAAACGCAUUGCACUUAUGGUAACUAACAUAAAUGCAAACACAUUUUCUCCGAAACUGCUAUGCAGCUGAUGUACAUUAAUUUUAGAUCUGUUUAAAACAUGUCUUUUUCCAAGUAUAGCCCUCUGUUUAAACCACAGAUGACAAGCUAAAGUAGAUAUUCUAUUAUUUAUGUUGCUUUUUUAAAAAUGUCCUUAUGGUAUGAUUGAAGCACAAUGUUAUUUCUUCUCUCAACAGUGAUCAAAGUUUUGAGGGGGGUUUUUAAUGCUUGUUUUCAGUAGGGAAAAAGUGACAAGUUGUUUGCUUUGUUAAUCACCAUCUUGCUUAUGGGGUUUAUAUGAAUAUGUGUUUGUUAGUUGGUCUUGCUGUUUACUGGAACAGUGGUUUCUUUGAGACCAUCUGAUUAUUGUCUCACGUUUUCCUGUAGGUAAAAAUUCAAAUCUGGGCUUAUCAAAGUUGUUAUAAAGGAAACACAGACCAAAAAAAAAAAAAAAAUCAAAAUAUGUAGUUCUGAAAUUUUAUUUUGGUACUUCUUUGCAAAUUCUGUAAACCAUAUCAAACCGUUCUUCUAGUAAACAGCUUGGAAAAUUUUGUUUUUAAUCAUCAGAGCAACUGUCAAUCAUCAUUCAUUAGGGGAAAAUCUGUUUAUAUUUGGAGUUUGUUUUUGUUACUUUUAUUUUCUUGCGAUUUUGUAAACUUACUGCAAUCUUUAAUUAAACUAGUAUACUUUAA